UCCAAGCCGCUGCCUGGGGCACUGUGUCUCAGCCGCGCCACCUAGCACUGCAGGAGAGGCCCCCGCCGUGCCGCCCACCAUGCCGGAACUCACCGCCAAAGUCACCAAGACGCUGAACAGAACCACGCCCGGGCUGCAGAUCUGGAGAAUCGAGAAAAUGGAGAUGGUGCCGGUGCCUCCCAAAAGCUACGGGAACUUCUACGAAGGGGACUGCUACGUGCUGCUGGCGACGCACAAGACCGGGAACAGCUUCAGAUACGACAUCCACUACUGGCUGGGCCGGGAGUCGUCGCAGGACGAGCAGGGGGCGGCCGCCAUAUACACCACGCAGAUGGACGAGCACCUGGGCGGGGUGGCCGUGCAGCACCGCGAGGCCCAGGGCAACGAGAGCAACGUCUUCAAGGGCCACUUCAAACAGGGACUCAUCUAUAAGAAGGGUGGCGUCGCCUCGGGCAUGAAGCACGUGGAGACCAACACGUACAACGUGCAACGGCUGCUGCACGUGAAGGGCAAGAAGAACGUGGUGGCUGGAGAGGUGGAGAUGAGCUGGAACAGUUUCAACCAGGGGGACGUUUUCCUGCUGGACCUGGGCAAGCUCAUCAUCCAGUGGAACGGGCCGGAGAGCAAUCGCGCCGAGAGGCUGAAGGGCAUGAACCUGGCCAAGGACAUCCGGGACCGUGAGCGGGGCGGGCGUGCCCAGGUGGCUGUGGUAGAUGGCGAGGACGAGGCGACCACCCCGGAGCUGAUGAAGAUUCUCACCCAUGUGCUGGGGGACCGGAGGGAGAUCAAGCCAGCCAUCCCCGACACCGUGGUGGACCAGAAGCUGAAAACCAUUCUCAAGCUCUACCAUGUUUCCGAUGCUGAGGGGAACCUGGUAAUCCAAGAGGUCGCCACCCGCCCCCUGACCCAAGAUCUGCUGCAGCACGAGGACUGCUACAUUCUCGACCAGGGUGGCCUGACCAUCUACGUCUGGAAAGGCAGGAAGUCCACCAAGGAGGAGAAGCAGCAGGCCAUGAGCAGAGCCCUGGGGUUCAUCAAAGCCAAGAACUACCUGCCCAGCACCCGCGUGCAGACCGAGAACGACGGGGCCGAGUCGGCCAUGUUCAAGCAGCUCUUCCAGAAAUGGACCGUCAGCAACCAGAGCAGCGGCCUGGGCAAGACCCACAGCCUGGGCAAAGUGGCCAAAGUGGAGCAGGUCAAGUUCGACGCCACCACCAUGCACGCCAAGCCCGAGGUGGCCGCGCGGCAGAAGAUGGUGGACGACGGCUCCGGGGAGGUCGAGGUCUGGCGCGUGGAGGACCUGGAGCUGGCGCCGGUGGAGACGCGCUGGCUGGGCCAUUUCUACGGCGGCGACUGUUACCUCAUCCUCUACAAGUACCUCGUCAACAACAAGCUCCACUACAUCAUCUACAUCUGGCAGGGCCGCCACGCCAGCAAGGAUGAGAUCACCGCCUCGGCCUACCAGGCCGUCAUCCUGGACCAGCAGUACAACAACGCGGCCGUGCAGGUGCGGGUGCCCAUGGGCAAGGAGCCUGCCCACCUCAUGGCCAUCUUCAAGGGAAAGAUGGUGGUGUACGCGGGUGGCACCUCGCGGGCUGGCAGCACGGAGCCGGUGCCGUCCACCCGCCUCUUCCACGUGCACGGCACCAACGAAUACAACACCAAGGCCCUCGAGGUGACCCCGCGCGCCUCCUCCCUCAACUCCAAUGACGUCUUCGUGCUGAAGACGCAGGCCUGCUGCUACCUCUGGUACGGGAAGGGCUGCAGCGGGGACGAGCGGGAGAUGGCGAAGACCGUGGCCGACCUCAUCGCCAAAACAGAGAAGCUGGUGAUAGCCGAGGGCCAGGAGCCGGACAACUUCUGGGUGGCCCUGGGAGGGAAAUCCCAGUACGCCAACAGCAAGCGACUGCAGGAGGAGACCUUGUCGAUAACACCCCGCCUCUUUGAAUGCUCCAAUCAGACCGGCACGUUUGUGGCCACGGAGAUCACCGAUUUUAACCAGGACGACUUGGAGGAUGAUGACAUCUUCCUGCUGGACACCUGGGACCAGGUGUUCUUCUGGAUUGGGGAGCACGCCAACGAGACAGAGAAGAAGGAGGCGGCCGUGAUGGCGCAGGAGUACCUGAGAUCUCACCCCAGCGGGCGCGACCCUGACACGCCCAUCAUUGUGGUGAAACAAGGCUACGAGCCCCCGACUUUCACGGGCUGGUUCCUGGCCUGGGACUCCCUGAAGUGGAACGACAGGAAAUCCUACGCGGAGCUCAAAGCUGAGCUGGGAGAGGACAGCCAGUUCAGCCAGCUGACGACCGAAAUCACAAGCCAAGACGUUUUCACUGCCAACACCACCUUCGGCUCAAGGACCUUCCAGACCUUCCCCCGGGAGCUGCUGGUGAACAAGUCCUUGGAUGAGCUGCCCGAGGGAGUGGACCCUAGCAGGAAGGAGGAGCACCUGUCCAGUGACGAUUUCACCGUGGUCUUCGGCAUGCCCCGGAAUGCCUUUGCUGCCCUGCCCCUGUGGAAGCAACAGAAGCUCAAGAAGGAAAAGGGCCUCUUCUAA
Molecule: messenger RNA, 2557 nt
Organism: Terrapene triunguis (Three-toed box turtle)
Lineage: Eukaryota; Metazoa; Chordata; Testudines; Emydidae
Gene: VIL1
Product: villin 1
Exons: 20
Coding region: 80-2557 (825 amino acids)
Biological process (GO): barbed-end actin filament capping; cytoskeleton organization; actin filament severing
Cellular component (GO): actin cytoskeleton; cytoplasm; lamellipodium
Molecular function (GO): actin filament binding; phosphatidylinositol-4,5-bisphosphate binding
Source: RefSeq, a predicted model, not a curated record